AGUAGGUUCCCAGUACUGGCAGUUCGUAUAUCUGCCAGCACUCAGGCUGGGAGUCAGGGAGUGGGAGCUGUUGCUGAGCAUGCUGAGUUUGCCUUACAGGGGAAGACCGAACUGCUAAUAUCAAACAUUUUAUAAUGUCCUUUGAAGCAGAAGAAAACAGUGAAUCCUUGUUGUGCAACAGAUUUUCACACAUUUCAACGUUUGAUUCUGACUGUCAGUGUCUUAAUAGUUGUGAUAAUGGUCAGCUACUGCUAUCAAAUUUUGAAUCAGAGGGUCCGUCACUGGAAGCAUCUGGACAGCCAAGCAAAGAACUAAUUUCCAUGAAAGCAGCACCUCUGUCCAGAGAUACUUGUAAGGAAGGCAAUGACCAAAGAACUGAAAUUGACUUGUCAGACGAAGAAGUAGCUAUCCGUGAUCUGUCUUCACUUCCUGUUGAGGAUGAUACAGAAAGGAGAGUUCUGUGCACACGAUGCAGGCGUCCCCAGAAAGUUUGCCUGUGUCCUUUCCUGCCAGCGCAUCCUCUGACUGUUUCCACCAGCUUGUACAUUGUCCAGCAUCCAGCUGAGGAGAGCAGGGUCUUACGAACAGUACCCCUUUUGGCAGCUUGCCUCCCUGAAGACAAGUGCAAAGUCUUGAUCGCUCGACGGUUUGGUGAAGAAAGGUUUCCAGAAUUGGCUUCAGUUUGCAAGAAACCUAGUACUUUUAUUCUUUAUCCUGGUGCUGAAGCUUCAAAUUUGGAAGAAAUGUCCCUGACAGAUGUUCAACACCCAUUCUCCCUUAUUAUAAUAGAUGGAACCUGGAGUCAGGCCAAGGACAUAUUCUACAAGAAUUCUCUUUUCCGACUUCCAAAACAGGUGCAGUUAAAGAACACUAUUUCAAGUCAAUAUGUGAUCCGAACUCAGCCUACGAAUAUGUGUCUUUCAACUUUGGAAUGUGCUGCAAUUGCACUUUCUGUUAUGGAAAAGAAUACUGAGAUUCAAGAGACAAUCCUUCGCCCACUUCAAGCACUGUGCACAUUUCAGCUCCAACAUGGGGCUCAGGUUCAUCACAGCAAGGAACAUCUGCUUAAAAAUGGUCUGUAUGACAAACCAUUGCCAAAGAAUAAACGCAAAUUGAAGAAAAUGCAGUUCCUGGUUAACAAUGUUAAAAUUUAGAGACAUUUUCUGCCCACACAAACAACAAAAUACAAAAUAUGUAAGGCUUGAAAUGUUUUCCCAUUUGAGUCACAUGUCAAAGGGAACACAUAACACUGAUUUUAAAAGACUUUACCAUUAGUCAAAUUAGCCAAGCUAAAAAAAAAAAAAAAAAAGUACACAUUUGGGGAAAUUUACAAUUUCUUUUUCCUAAUUUAAAAUUCUGUCAUGUUCUAAUUUGUUACAUUGUUAUUUUUAAUAAGAAUACAAACACAUUUGGUGCAAAUACUUUUCUAUAGGGUUUAUACUUUUUCUUAUUUAUUGGGGUAUUGUACAAAUGCAACACACUUAUUUUAAUUUACACUUUGAGGAGGCCUUAUCUAUGGUCAUUGCAUAGACAGGCAAUACAGUUGUGUUCAACUAAUACAGUGUUAGGUGGUACUGUGAAAAGUCCUACGGUUCUUGAUGGAGUUGCUUCAUCAGCUGGAAAAGUAUACUUGAAGAGAUUUUUACCUGGGAAUUUUAUCUUUCAUAGAUUUAUCUCUAAAUCUCACUGUGGUAACUGAUCUGUUUACUCGACAAACACCUAAAACAGCCUUAUUUCAUGUGAACAUUCUAAUGUUUUAAUUCUUUCUUUUGAGUUUAGUUUUUUUUUUGUUUUGUUUUAUGAGAAUUGAAAGGCAAAGGAUUUAGAUCAUAUUUACUGACGUAAUAUAUAUGUGAAAAAUAUGUAUUGCUACUAGUAAUAAAAGUUAUUGAACAUAUGUUAUUGUUACAAGUUUUGUUCAGUAGUUUGAAUUAGUUUUCCUUUGGCUACCAUUUUAGUCUUUUGUAUUGCACUCUGUGUUAGUACCGCAUUAUGCAAUAAAUAACAAACUAAUAUCCUCUUGUGUCAAGACUAGAUUUAACAAUGACAAUUCCAUUUCUUCAAGGCUCAGGUACCAGAAGUCACCGUCAUGCUCUGUGAAAUAAUACAAUGCUAACCCCUUUGGCAGUAACUGUGUAAACUAAUGGUGUAAAUUAUGCUUCAACCAGCUUGUUCUUUAACGCCUUUGUAGCCAGUGUAUUUUGAAAGUUUA
Messenger RNA from Pelobates fuscus (common spadefoot toad), 2212 nucleotides. It is a transcript of the gene DTWD2, whose product is annotated as DTW domain containing 2. The coding region runs from base 135 to 1154 and encodes 339 amino acids. Lineage: Eukaryota; Metazoa; Chordata; Amphibia; Anura; Pelobatidae. The record is from RefSeq and is a predicted model, not a curated record. The transcript is spliced from 7 exons.